AUGCCAGAGUCUCGUUCGUUAUCGGAAUUAACCAGACAAAUCGCUCCACCAACUAAGAACGGCCAUGCACCACCACCCACGGAAUCGAGAAAGAGCUCUCAAUCUGUCAAUCCUGUCCGUGUCCGGGCCGGGAUCAACCAGGUAGCCGCCACACCCGCGGCGCGCCGCGCCUCCGCCCUUCCACCCGUCGCCGCCGAACCGCGGACGCCGACCGACCGCCCGACCCCGGCCGGGCCGCCCCACACGGGGCUGCGCCCUUUCUCUCUCUCGCCCUUUCUCGCCGCUCCGACCUCGCGGGGAGCGGCCAUCGCGGACGGCCACGGGGGCGCGGCACACGGCGGAGGCGGCGGCGGCGGCACCGCGCGCCGGCGACCGGCGAACGACGAGCGGGCGCGCCUGGGGCGGGGCCGGCCGCGCCACCGCUGGCGCGGCACCGACCCCGGCGGCCGGCCCUUCCCGCGCCGCCGCGGGCAAGGAGCCGGGACCGCUGCGCAGCUUUCGUUCCCGUUUUUCCCUUCCUUCGUUCUCUCGCGGCGGCGUGGCCACGGCGUGUUCCCGUCUCCCGCGAGGCGGGGAUCACACACGCGCGCGCGCCCGCUCCCUUUUUUUCUCUUCCGCCGGCUCGCCGGCGGCCGGCCGGGACUGACCCGUCCCCCCGAAAAGCCGACCCCGGCCCGGGCGCCUCUCGCGAGCGAGGCGCGCCGGUUCUUUCCUUCGCUUCCGUUCCCUUUCCCUUCGAGCGCGGCGGUGGGAGCGGUGGGGGGGGAGAGGGGACACGCGUCCCCGGCGUCUUCUUCCCCCCCCCUUCGGCUUGCCACGGCGAGCACCGGACGUGCUAGAGGAGGCAGCGACCCGUCGAGGCGGGUGCGACCCGGCGACCGAGGCCCCUUCGCCGGGGCGGCUCGCUCGGCAGCAGGCGGCGAGGCGGCACGGAAAGGAGCCGGCGCGGCCGGCGGCCGCGGCGGAGGGGGACGCCCCCCUUGGCCGCCCGCGGUCGUCCCUCUUCAACGCCUUUCUUGCCCGUUCUCUCGCGGCUCGGCCGCCCCACCGCCCGAGCGCUGCUCGCGGCCGGCACCCGCGGGCACACGGACCGAGGCCAGCACCGGCAACACCUCGCGUGGUUUAGGACACCUGAGGGCUCGCGGGGCCACGCGGCCGUCACACAGCCCGGUUCGGCAAGGGCGGCAAAGCGGCGAGCCGGACCCGGGCUUGCUUAAAUUUCUGCGCCGGGACGUGCGCACGUCACCGGCGGGGCUCGCCGCCGCCGCCACCCUGCCCAUCAUCGGAGCCCUCUUCCGCAAAUCUCACCGAGAACCGGGCGGGGAAGAUAAUUCGGACCUGGGAUCGAGUUCCCGCCGCCACGGUCUUCCAGCGUUCGAGUGCCGGCCUCCGCCGCCGGUCUGUCGUCUCUCGCCCUCGCCCCGCGGGAGAGCCGAACGAACGAGACGAAACCCUCGGGAAGCGUCGCCACGGCUGCCCAGUGCCCCCUCGCUAUCGACGGCAGAGCCGCGGGGGUGA
This is a messenger RNA of Melopsittacus undulatus (budgerigar), 1518 nucleotides long. Its product is annotated as translation initiation factor IF-2-like. Lineage: Eukaryota; Metazoa; Chordata; Aves; Psittaciformes; Psittaculidae. The transcript is spliced from 3 exons. The record is from RefSeq and is a predicted model, not a curated record. The coding region runs from base 1 to 1518 and encodes 505 amino acids.